AUGAACUAUUUUCUCGUAAAAAUCAUACUUUUCCUCGUCAAAGUCGCGACCAACGUCUGCACGGUCUUCACACUUCCGGCGUACUUCGUCUUCCAGAGACCCUGGAACUACUGGAGACGCUCGAAGACGCGCUUCGCCAUGCCAGUCGAGGAGGACAAUCCGUACGCGCCGUACUGGCGCUUACACAAAUACCAACGGGCCAGGAUCCUGGGACACGUCGGCACUUUAGACCAACUGGCUCGAAGGGCCUUCACAACAUGGCCCGAAAGGCGCUGUCUCGGGACCAGAACCAUUUUGGGACGGACUGAAACACAGAAAAUUGGCAGCAGCAAGGUCAUCAAGAACGUGGACCUGGGCGACUACCAGUGGUUGACGUACGGUGAGGUCGACCGCAAGAUCGACCGCACUGUUCGAGGCCUUCAGUCCAUCGGUGCGAGGCCACGCCAGUACUUGGCGAUCAUGGCCGAGACACGGGUCGAGUGGUUCCUCACGGCCCACGCCUGCUUUCGCAGUAACAUCCCGCUGGUGACGCUGUGCACGACGCUUGGCGACGAUGGCCUAGUGAGCGCCAUCAAUGAGGCCCAGGUGACGCACCUGGUCACUUCCGAAGACUUCCUGCCGCGCGUGCAGAACGUCGUCGGCAGGAUGCCGUCACUGACGCACGUCGUUUGCAUCGAGAAUCCCGAUUCAUGGCUGCCGAUGUUAGAAGAGCCCAUUCCGAAGGUCAUUCCAUUUUCAAGCCUGGAAUGCCUCGGCGUGGACUUUGUGGCAGACAGCGGCGCGCCGAAGCCUGACGACGUCGCUGUCGUCAUGUACACCAUCGCGUCACCCGGCUCGCCAAGGGGACUCGUGGCCACGCACAGAAACAUCAUCGCGGCCAUCAACGGCCUCGGAGUCGUUCGCAAGCAGUUCUGCGCCGAAGAUGACACGUACAUCGCCUACCUGCCCUUGGCGCACGUGUUCGAACUGGCCGUCGAGUCACUGGUCUUCGGCACGGGUACGCCCAUUGGCUAUUCCUCCGCGCUAACCCUCACCAAUGCCUCGACGGGAUUGGCCAAAGGAUGUCGCGGAGACGCGACCCUCCUGCGGCCGACCCAGAUGGCCGCCGUACCACUCAUCAUCGAGAGGAUCUGCAAGGGCAUCUCCGACAACGUCGCCUUGAAAGGACCUCUAUUCGAGGAGUUUUUCAAUUACGCCGUGGAGUACAAAGACUUCUGGCACGACCGCGGCUUCGACACGCCUCUGCUCAACCAUUUCAUCUUCAAUGACGUGAGAAGUGUAUUGGGCUCGCGGCUCAGGGUUCUCGUCUGCGGCUCGGCGCCGCUGUCCCCUCGAACGCGCCGCUUCGCCCGGGCCUGCCUGGGCUGCCACGUGAUCGAGGCGUACGGCACGACCGAGACGUGCGCCGUGGGCACCGUCAGCGACAUCGACGACACCAGCGUGGGACGAGUGGGCGCCCCAGUUCCGGGCUCCUACGUCCGGCUUGUCGAUUGGCCCGAGGGCUCCUACUUCGUGUCGGACAAGCCCAACCCGCGAGGCGAGGUCGUCGUCGGAGGUCUGUGCGUCGCGCAGGGCUACUUGAACCGGAAGUUCCUCACGCGCACGGCGUUCCGCUACGAAAACGGGGUACGUUGGUUCUACACGGGCGACGUCGGACAGAUCUUCCCGGACGGCACUCUGAAGAUCAUCGACCGCAAGCAACAGGAGCCGGUCAAACUGCAGUGCGGAGAGAACGCCUCGCUGAGUCACGCCGAGACGGUGCUCAGGAUGUGUCCGCUCGUGGACAACGUACUCGUGUACGGUAGCUCGAUAGACGCGUACCUCGUGGCUCUCGUGGCGCCGAACAAUGACCAACUGCAGCGCCUUGCUCGACGCAUCCCCUGGGCGAUGGGAAGAGAGCUCACGCUGCAGGAGCUGUGCGAAAAUGCUGAAGUGACAAGAGCCGCCACCGAGUUUAUCCGGGCGUUCGCGCGCAGGAGCGGCAAGCUGCAGAAGAGCGAGGUGCCGGUCAAGCUGAAGCUCUGCGCCGACGAGUGGACGGCGGACACGGGACUGGUCACGGCCAGCUUCAAGAUACGCAGGAAGCUACUGCAAGACUUCUACGAGCGCGACAUCAAAGCUCUCUACGCUACGGCCGAGCAGAGUGUGCUGACCCAGGCGUGA
Messenger RNA from Rhipicephalus sanguineus (brown dog tick), 2163 nucleotides. Its product is annotated as fatty acid CoA ligase Acsl3. The record is from RefSeq and is a predicted model, not a curated record. NCBI's taxonomy places the organism in Eukaryota, Metazoa, Arthropoda, Arachnida, Ixodida, Ixodidae. The transcript is spliced from 2 exons. Bases 1 to 2163 code for a protein of 720 amino acids. Gene Ontology annotation, biological process: neuron differentiation; long-chain fatty acid metabolic process; long-chain fatty-acyl-CoA metabolic process. Gene Ontology annotation, cellular component: plasma membrane; endoplasmic reticulum; lipid droplet. Gene Ontology annotation, molecular function: palmitoyl-CoA ligase activity.